Molecule: messenger RNA, 2478 nt
Organism: Racocetra fulgida
Lineage: Eukaryota; Fungi; Glomeromycota; Glomeromycetes; Diversisporales; Gigasporaceae
Source: the annotation of a GenBank genome assembly
CGUGGUGAAGUGGGAGGUCCGCGGCCUAUCAUUUUUAAUGGAUUUCGGGCAGAUACUUUUCUUUUCGAUGUCUUUUCUGUGGGCAAGAACGUAGGCAAUUAUAUCGAAUUUGGUGCUGAGCAAGUCAUUAUUGUACGUAAUGAUGAUACUAAAAAGAAAGUUAAGGAACAAAUUAAAGGUGGUGGAUUAGUAAUGACAGUAUUUGAAGCUAAGGGCAUGGAAUUUAGUGAUGUACUAUUGGCGCGGCAGCAUAUAUGGAUAUUUGAUGAAAAUGAUUGUCCAAUCCGAACGUACUGGGAACGUCAAGGAUUGGUGAAAGUAGUAGGGAGUAAAGAAGAAAUCAGUACUCUUCCAACCUUAGCCAAAAAGAGUAGUUCACAUGAGUGGAAUAAACGAGGCAAAGAAUUUUUUGAACAGAAACAGUUUGACCAGGCUAUUUUAUGCUUUGAAAAAAGCGGAAACGAACCACAUCGCAAACUCGCAAACGCAUGGCUUCUUAAGCAAGAAGCUGAGGAUUCAAUAAAUAGUUCUGAUAGGGUCACCGUAAAAUCCCUUUUUAUUCGCGCCGCUCUUGCCUUCAAAGAUUGUUCUAAACCAGUUCAGGCUGCUACAUGUUAUCGAAAUGCCGAAAAAUAUAAAGAGGCUGGCGAUAUAUAUUGUGAAUGGAAUAUGUACACUGAAGCCGUUAUUGCAUACAAAGACGAUGAGAAAAUAUUCUACCGCAUUACCCGUCUUGUCAAUAUUCAUUACCGCCGAGAGAAUAAUAGGGUGAUGAGCAAGAAGGCUCUUGAUAUUCUUCCAAAACAAGAGCAAAUUGAACUCUUGCGGGACCAUGCGCCGGAAGAACUUUUAGAGGUUUGUGAAAAAAGCGGCGAGUUUCGUGUUGCUGCUAAAGAUCUACGCUUGCGUGGCAAGUUCAAAGAAGCUGCCGAUCUAUUCAUCACUUCAGGCAGUGAUAAAGAUGAUCGCCCACAAAAACGGAAAAUUUCUCCUGACAGUCCACUUAUUCACUUCAUGAAUGGAAUGAAUGGCGACAAUGAUGCAGAGGGAACUUUGGAAGUCACGGAUGAUCGACAUGUCUAUGAUGUUGAAUUUGUGCGCCUGAAAAUUUCAAAAUUCCUUGCUUCAUAUAUUUUUAAACUUAUUUGGAAUAUUUACAAGGAUGGUAAAAAUAUUCUAGAAAUAGGUUCGCGAAUCUGCCCCAAGUUUGCAUCGUGUCAAAAUACAGCUUAUGUUUUAUACUCUCGUCGUCUGCUUAAAGAAGAGCAAAGCAAGGAAAUUCGUGGCCCACAAAGACGAUGGACAGAAAAUCUUGUUAAAUUACAUAUUCGAUAUCAAUCACCACAAACUAGCUGCCCAGAAAUCACUUAUAUGGUGCUUAACAAACUACCUAGAUAUACUCGUUAUGGAUUUAGCAAUCUUGCCAAGAUAUGGUUAGAAAAUUGUGUCAGCAAUUUUAAGACCAUGCUAAAAUGCAUGUUCGUUUUUCAGCAGCAGCGGGACUAUUUUGGCAUUCAAGAUUUCUAUCAGAAAAUGACAACAAUCGAACAGCUUUCACAUCCUGAAAAUUUGCCCCAUGGGUUUGAAUACUAUCAUGGAUAUUACCAAGCAAUCCCUGUUGGAAAGAGACUUUCAUCAUUCUUUUAUUAUCUACGACGCAAUCGUGUAAUUGAUGCGAUAUUUGAAGUAAAGGCGUUUAUACGAUACACUAUAAACAAAGCUGAAUAUGUAAAUAUGAAGACGCAUGAGGCUUUUGCAGACCUUGUAACUCUUGUAGAAUCAAUGGUUUUGGAGCUUUUUAAACGUCUGAAUAACCAAUCUCAAGCACAAAUUAUGGACUUUCAGAAAUAUCUAAUGGAGAGAGAAAUAAGUCGCCUUGUUGGCAUUAUGAAAAAUGAUCUAAUAGAGACAGAGUUUUCAACAAAGGAAUUGUUACCGUUGCAAUUUAAUACGAAAUCCACCACCUCCGUUGAUGACGAUGACAAUGAUGACACCUCUGUUGAAAGUGAGGAUAACGAAGAAAAAGAACAAUUAAUUUCAACCCGAUUUUACCAGAUUCUUGGUUCACCAAGGGCCCAAAAGGCAAUCAAAACAAUUAAAGACUGGCUUUUCCGAGUUCUCGAUCGACAGAAGUCCCGUCAUCGUUGUGAUCAUAUUCUUGAUAAAGUUUAUAGCGAUAUGCAGACGUUUUGCCAAGAUUUAUCACAUUGGGAGGCCAUCUUGAAAGAAAAGGAAAAACAAAAAGUAUUGCGCAUUUAUAAGAUUCUCUUGAGAGGUCAAACAGUAGAUAUUAUUGUGAACUUGAUUAAGUUGCAGGGAAAAAUGGAUUCGAUUAAAGAUAAGCUACACAAAUCAGUCAAUAACUUUUCAGAAGAUGACAAGAUCGAAAAUUGUUUGGAACUACUAGAUGAGCUUAAGUUUGUUAAUUCUUUUAUAAUGUAUAUACAAUAUCUUUUCUUUUACUAUAUAGCUAAUUGA